Molecule: messenger RNA, 8172 nt
Organism: Alosa sapidissima (American shad)
Lineage: Eukaryota; Metazoa; Chordata; Actinopteri; Clupeiformes; Clupeidae
Gene: ccser2a
Product: coiled-coil serine-rich protein 2a
Exons: 11
Coding region: 637-3693 (1018 amino acids)
Biological process (GO): microtubule bundle formation
Cellular component (GO): microtubule cytoskeleton
Molecular function (GO): microtubule binding
Source: RefSeq, a predicted model, not a curated record
CGCUCUGAAUGGGGACUUUUGAGAAACGUUUGACGUCACAUAUCAGCUGCACAGUGCUCGUGAGUAUGGAUGGAAGGGGGAGGAGGGAAAGAGCACGGGGCACUCAAACUACACAGUGAGGGAGUGUGUUGUUUUUCUUCUACGUCCGUUAUUUUUGUUGCUUUUAUGUCCCAGUUUUUGAAACAACGCGGCUUUGAUUCAAACCAACGUUUCGAAUAACUGUGUUCCUCACCGCGGGGGCGAGAUGUUCUGUUUUGAUGCUUUAAUUUGAUAACUCAGCCUCUGACUCCCAGGUGAUUUUUGAACGCUCCUCCCUGGAGGACCGCUAACUGGAGGAUGUUGGAAUGGAUUUUGAUAGAACUGUCUUUAAUGUCGACAAGCCUUGCUGAUUUUGCACCCGUAAAACAUCUUAUAUUGUUAAACUGAAUAUUGGCUUGGACUUAAGUGGAACAUUAGGCUACUGGUCGUUUGACUCGAAGAUUAACUGGUCCCGUUUCCGAACAUCAUACGGCGGGCUUCCAAGAGGAUUAUCAUUCACACUCGAUAACGUAGCCUAUGCAGCACUGAAGACAACUUUACAAGGCAUGAAUAAAGGUCAUUAGAUACCUCAAAGCUCCAUGACUCAGCUCACUGCUGAUGGAAGAAAAGGCGUCUAGUAAGCCCUCCAUGGUGUCCAGACUGCCUAAGUUUGGUGCCCGCCCGUCGGGCGGCACCACUGUGCCAGUUGCCAAUGGCUCUGCCCAGGCUACGCCUAGCUCUGAGGGCAAGAGCGAACCCACCGGCAAGCUCAAUGGCCUUGUCCGCGCCUCCUCCUUCUCGCUCAAGUGGAGGAAGGAGAAUGGGAGCCCUGUGCAGCCUGCCAGCCCAGAGCAGGGCUCCGCCGCUGGGGAGAAGGUGGAGCGCGGCCGAGGGCCUCCCCAUGGUUCUCCAGGGCUCAGAGAGAUCAAGAAACCGGCCACUCCUGUCACCAAGGCGCGUCGCUUCGGCACAGUGCCGGUGACCAUCAGCAGCCCCAAAGCCAUUCCCAAGCAGGCCUCGAAGAGGAGCCCGAGUCCAAAGCCCAUGCCAAAGCAGUCCCCCUCCAACCACCCGGCCAGCCCCCAGAGCAACGGAGCCAGGCCGACCCAGAACGGCUCCUCCUCCUCCUCCUCCACGGGGCCCGGCAGGGGCUCUGGUCUGCUGCGCCCGCGGGCCAGCUCCUCGUCCCCGCGCAGCAGCUCCCGGGACAGUCUGUCCCAGUCUAGCGACAGCCUGAAGACUCUGGCGCACUCGCCCUCCUCUUCCGACAGCAUGGUGCGCUCCCAGAGCUUCACCAACUUCAAGCAGCUGCCCGCAGAGCACAUCCCGCGCUCCUUCUCCUUCAACCGGGCCGUGGAGCUGGCCAAGCCGCUGGCCAACACCCAGCUGCGCCCGCCCGUCCUCCGGACCCAGCACGUCCUCGCCAAUGGCCGGACAUCCGGGCAGCAGCAGCUCGGCAAGGGGGGCUUUCUUGAGCGGCCCUCGGCCUUGGGGGCGGCAGGGUCCGCAACGCCGCCCAGCGCACUGAGGAAGCCCCUCCUGCCCAACUGCGUGCUGACAAAACCCUCCGGCCUGGCCUAUCGACUGACACGGUCAGCCGGGAACAAGCCACAGCGCCCUCUGCUGGCUGGGAGGAUGGCGGGUGACGGGAAAGCGGAGGAGGGCAGGGGAAGUGAGCCUGCGACUGACAGUGAGGUGUCGCCACUCACUUCCCCCGACUUUUCUGCUGACAGUGACAAGGUACUUUGCCUAGAUAAUCCUUCAGAGGACCACUCUAACCAGAGGGAGAAGGACCCCAGUCUUUCGUGUCCAGGGGAGGUGUUGGAGGACAUGUCCCUUUCUUCAGCGUCCUCCCUGGACCGAAACGACACCAGUGAGGAGUUCCUCGAUGACUUUGACAACCUGGGAGACCAGUCACAUGACGGCACGCCUGACAACAGACAGCGGUUGGCAUCGUCCAGCCAGGCGCGACUCCGCAGUUUUCUGAACGAAACCAUGGACUGGACAGGAGGGAAGGCUGAUUAUGGGGUGCAGGCUCCCCGUCCCCCCCUGGCGGAGUCUCCGGAGCACGACUUCCCUCCAGGCUCGUCUCUGGAGCUGUCGCCGUCCAACAGCUCUGGGGGGACCUACAUGUGGGACGAGGAGGGCUUGGAGCCCAUGGGCCACAACUCACACUGCUGCGGCAGCUAUGACUCAGAGGGCAUCUGUGGGGACAUUCUUAGCAACCUGGAUAAUUUGGAGUCAUGUGACCUUGAAGAUGAUGACCUCAUGCUGGAUGUGGACCUGUCAGAGGAUGUGUCUCUGUGCAAUGAUGCAGACGGGAUGGCCCACUUUGAGCGCUCAGACCGAGGUGGCCGACAGGGCCACUGGAGGCGGAGGCAGCACAGGCUGAACGGACCUGACCAUUUCCACAACGACAACAGCAGGCCCGUGGCAUAUGACGGCGUGUGUCGGGUGGGCCCCAGGGCCCUGCAGCAGCCUGCAGGGAGGGGCGACGGCCACAUGGUGGCGCUGGAUGAGCUCACAGUCAAACACAUGUCCCAGGACUGCACCUUUGUCAAAAACCAGCUGCUCAAGCUCAAGAGUCUGCUGCAGUUGGAAGAUGGUGCCGCAAUUCCAGACAGUCCAGAAUCUAUUGAAGAUAGCAGUGCUCUCCAGUUGCAGGAGUUGAUGAGAGAAGUGCAGGGGUUGAGGGAAGAGCUGCGCUGUAAGGACCGCACCAUCGCUCAGCUCACCCAGCAACAGUAUCUCCACAAACAGCAACAGCAGACAGCUGCUGUGAGGUGCCACUGCCAGCAGAGGGCAGCGGCGUCCAGGGUGGACAGACGGGCGCACCACGACAAAUCCACCCAGACCCCCUGGAGAGGCCCUGCGCCUCCAGUUCUACAACCUUCCAGCACCUCCCCCAGCAGGCCCCACACCACGGGAAGCCUAGCAAGAACAGCCCACACAGGGGACCGCAGUGACCUCAGGCCAGCUGGGGUGGAGUCCCAUGGCCAGUCAGCCUCCACCCUGGAGUUGGAUGGCGCUGUCACCACUGCCCUUCGGUCUCUGCCUGACCCGGAAGAGCUCAGUGUGCUGCUCAGCAGGCACCUCAAGAUCCACGACAGCGAGGCUCCACCGCCCUCCAGACCCCGGAGUCUGGGCCACCCACCCAGCUUGGAGAGGCCGCCAGGGGAAGGGGCUUUGCAGGGCUCCAGGUCUCUGACCCAGCUCCCACUCAGCCCCCGCGUCCUGCAGCCUCCUCGCGUUCACAAGCGAGUGUCCAUCCCGGUCCUGACGCAGGGGGACUCCUCCAGAGCGUCCUCUGAUUGUGUGGCGAAGCCUAGUCUAAAGCCUGGGUUCGCGGCGAACUCCAGGCAGCUCAAGCAGCUCCCACCCCCAUCCAGGGGCCUCCCCUGCUUCAAUUCCGGGCCCCAGGGUGGGGGUCCAAGCUUGGCCACAAUGCUGCUGGGCCAGCCCAAGCCCCUGGGGCUGAGGAGAGAGCCUACUCAUAUCCAGGUGGAGAAGGACACUGAGCUGAGUCCCAGGACCCGCACCCUGGUCCCCAUCAACCUCUUGACAAGAUUCCCCAAGCUAAGCAAGGCUGCUGCUCAGGACCCAGAGUUUGGUCCACGUAAGUCUCUCGAGGAGAUACUCCAAGCCAAAGAUCUACCACGAACUAAGCUCACCUGAGCUGUCGCACACCUGUGCAGCUUGCUCCGAACAACCCGUCCAUUAGCUGUGACUCUUGACUCAGCCUUAGGAGAGACUGACGAAACAAGUUCAUAAAGAAUAUGUAGCAUGCUGCUCAGCUUCACUUAUAGAAGUAGACACACAUGCACACCUUUUGCCCACCAGUAGCUGCUCCUCUUUUCUAUGCAUAGAUUCACAAUCAUAGUGGAUUUUUUACGCAGUUUGAGAUGUUGUGGUGUUUUUGAAGUAAGUUAUAUUUCUCAGGAAAUCCCAUACAUAAAAUCAUCUCACACCACAGGACCUUUUGUAAACACAAAAAAAUAUUUUGGUUGGGUUGAUCCUCCUGGCCAUGGCCUUUUUCAGGCUUCAGAAGGGGAGAGCAUCUGCCAGAGUCUUUGAUAUCAGUCCAUUUGUAAUGUCUGGCUCACAGCAAAUCGUACUAGUUUUCCCAGGCUCUAUUUGCCAGUGUGGAUAAGAAGUUUGCUUUGCUGAUAAGAGUAUGUGAGUGGGAGGGCUAAAUUUGGCAUGUAACACAUUUACUCUGAAAGUUGGCUUAUUACACACAAGAAUCCUACAGUUACAUACUCACAUACAUACAUACAUACAUACGUACGUACAUACAUACAUACAUACAUACAUACAUACAUACAUACAUGUACAUACAUACAGUACAUACAUACAUACUCACAUACAUACAGUACAUACACAUACUUACAUGCAUAUGUAUACAUAUGUGUACAUACAUAGAAGCAUAUACAUGUCAGUGGAGUGGUAGUGGCAUGUGACAGAGGUUUGUGUAUUCUCCCAAAGUCAACAGGCAUGUGUCAGGCCCCGUACAUAAACAGAGGUGACACAACCUAUCAGGGCCGUGUGUGAGUGUCAUAUUAAAGGAAGGGAUGUAUGACGAUGGGCUUAGACACUUCCUCAGAACGUAUCUCAGUACUCCCCUCACCUCAUCCUCCUGCCUUUUCUCAUGAAAGGUCCUCAGAGAUCAAUCGCGUACGCUUCGCCUCUCGCCACGCAAUAUUGACUUCACCAGACAUAACCCACUGAAGCUUUUGAAGAGUUGGGCACCCCUGUUUUCUUGUGUGUCCCUUUGUGUUGACCCUGCAAACAAUAGUCAACAGUGGCGCCUGUGAUCUUAAGGGGAGACACAGACUCCGCAUCACGUGUGUGUGUGUGUGUGUCUGUGUCUGUGUGUGUGUGUGUGUGUGUGUGUGUGUGUGUGUGUGGCACUGUCAUGACGCAGAGUGUCGCCCCUGCAGACCCGAAAGCUGCUUUACAUUCGGGAACAUGAUUGGUGUCCCUCGUUCGUGUGUGUGCGUCUGUCUCCGUGGUGAUUUGGAUGAUGGAUGGUCCUGCCGUGGGUGGGAGACGGAGGAAGCUUCUCCCACUCAGCGUCUGACGGCCCCUACCCUCCUCCACCCUCCACCCACCCCCAUCCACCCACUCCCUCCACUUGUGGAGGCAUGAUUAGAAAUGAGCCCCAAUGAGUGGUUCCCUUGUUUUAUAAUGAUGAGGUCAUUGUUCCUGGAGUGGUUGGCUAUCUGGGCUGUUUGGCUGUGCAUCAUCAUUUAUCAAAAUGAAUUGACACAGGGGGUCGAUGUGGGCCUGCGGAUUGCCUUAGACAUUGUAUUCUGAUUUGGAAUUUUGUUGGAUAAAAAUGAGUGACUGUGAGAGAUUGCAUGAUGUAUAAAAGAAAAAGAAACAUGUUGAAGGAUGUCAGUCCUGUACUAUCAGAGAAGUCAAAAACAAGAUGACUGACAGGUCAAUAGUUUUGGCUCCACAGGGUUAGUCAUCAACAGUUUUAGUUUAAUUGAUUUGAGAUACAGUAUUAUUUAAAAGACUAAUAUAAACAUCAAACAUAAAUCGUUUAGAUCAGACACAAUUAAAGUACCUAAAGAGGUAACCAAAGAAUCUUUUUUCCACAUCUAUUAGAAGUCUGGUGGUUGUCAGGAGAAAAUGGUCAUAAAUGCACUCUCAAGGAUAGCUAUUAUAAAGGACAUAAUGAAAAACCGACUUAACUGUCUUUAUUGUCCACUUAAUCUGUUCCACGACCAUUGUUCUUCUCAGACGUAGUUAAAAUGAAGCUGUGAAUUGAUUGAGGUACAGUGGGAAUGAUAGCCCCUUUAUGUCUCAGACUGCCAUGUUUGAAAGUUUUUUUGUUUUUUUUUCCAUAGUUCAGACAUGAGAGCAAGGAAAUAAAGUGAUAGAGGAACAAUGAGAACAAAAGUGUUUCUGUUAAGUUGCUCAAAGCUUGGCAGACGCUUAUAUAUGCAUGGUUCCUUUGCUUCUAGAUAAAUACAGAGCAUCAGGACUGAAGUGCCAUGGAGAAGUUUUCUGUCUUGCUUCUGAGCGGUCGUGACCAACUUAGCCUGGCAUCAUUUGUGAUGCCCACUAAAAUAGUCCCAUUUUGUGUUGUCUGUGUGCAGUGCCAUUCAGAGUUAAGGUUAGCUUUGUUUUUAUUUUCAGAUGCACACGCGUAGAGGGAGUGUGCAUGCUAGACAGUACAGGGUGGUCAGGUGUUUCUGGGGUUAUAGCCCGAGGCUCACACGUCCACAGCCUCCCUUAAGAGAGCAUCCUCCCAUUGAGCAUGCACACACACACUCACACACACACACACACACACAUGCUACCUUUUCACCUCCCGUGUUUAAUGCAUGAGACAACACAAAAAGGCUUCUGAAAUCACAUGCCAAACAUAGCACUGCAAUCAUGGUGAUCAGCCCAUCCAAAAGAGCACCGUAUUUUGGCGAGGUUGAGUGCCAACCGUUGCCCGCCAAUCCAUCUCCCCACAGCUCCACCAUAGCUAUCAGUGUGGCUGUGCAUGUUUAUUAUAAACAUUUGAGGUGGAACUGAAUGCCUGUCAUUACCCACAUCCAUCCUGCCUGCAUAAAUUCCUAUACAGGCUUGUUGCUAUUUGUCUCAUGUAGCCAGCCAUAACCAACAGGGAAUCAAUCUGGCUGAGUUUGAGCUCUGUUCUAGAAUCUUUGCUCUGCAUUAAGAUAACAUAUGGAAUGUUAAAACGGAAGCCUUGUGGAGCCAACUAUGAUGCUGAUAAUGGAACCCUCUUGAAAGGGUCCAUACCUACCCAUCGUCGUUCUCUGACAGGCUGUCUCUUUUUCCCCCUCUCACUCAUGUGCGUGCAAGCCCCUGCACAUUGCUGUGCAUUCGUUUGCCAUAGAUCUCUCCGUGCACCAUCUCUUUCAUGUUGUGUGUUGCCACCGAACAGAAAAUCAAUAGCUAAUGCUGAAACUCUAUUCACCACCCGUGUCUCCAGUCCGGAUGCCACUGAUUGGGAGUGAGAUAGUGUGAGUCUACGUGUGGAUGUGUAGCAAGAAGCAUUCACUAGAGAGAAAGAGAUAGAUCCGAAUCUUUUUUUUUUUUAUUCCUUUUUUGUUUGACUUGAGGUUUAAGAAUAAGACACAACGGCACGUGUGUGGGCUCACACCACAGAAACACAGGGCUUCACUCUUACACCACCACCACUAGUUCCUGCAUGUACAGUAGUAGAAACGUCUGACUGAUGGGGGAGAACAGGGCACUUGGAUGAGCAGCUGCAGUCAGUCUGGAUGAAAUGGCUCCUCAGCAUCCAGACUCUCACCUCCUAUGUCUCUGCAAGAUACACCAUGUGAAUGCCAGUGCCUCAGGCACUUCAUGUGUGACCACACAGAGUCCUCGUGCACCUGUGUCAUCGCGUGCGGCCACGGUGCAUGCCUUCCAUCUCGCACCGUUGCCAGUCGACUCAUGCUUCUGGCAGCAGGACCGUUCACAUCUCCCCUGGAUGUGUUUUCACAAUGAGACUCUUUUUCAAUACACACGCCACUAGUGUGCUCCGCAAGGACUCUACCAACUCACCUCAAUAGAAUGUGUCAGUGAAGGAAAAAAUAAUUACAAAAAAAGACAAAAAUCCUCAUGUUGCAUAGGCUUGUAACUGGUGUGUGGUGGAUGGGUGCUCAUUGCACGUUUGCUAGGGGGGAUUCAUCACAUAACACACCUUGGGUUUCUGUUCUUUGGCUUCUAUCUAAUCAAGCAUCAGUUCCGCAGGGUCAACUCAGCUAAGCUUGUUUGCCCAAUGUAUGUGUGCAAUAUUAGAAGAACAAAAUGAGAAGUGUAUUAUGGUAUAAGUUACAUCGGUAGAUCAGACAGAAGUCUGUUCACAACACUGUACAUCUAACAACUGUUGCUAACCUGUGCAUAUGAACAUGUAAUUAUAUAUUCAGUAGAUCCUAAUCAAUUAGCGAUCACAAGCACUUUAAAUGACAUGCUACGACAUUGAAAACUGGAGGAACUGCAGCCUGCUGGGCCUUUCAUGAUGUUAUUUUCUGUGUAUUGUUGGCUGAUUUACAUUUUUAUUUUAUUCUCUGACAAUUAAUUUAUUGUUUAUGUAGGAUUUUUUUUUUUUGGUUGGUUUGUUUCUUUUUUGGCUGAUGUUUUCUUUAGAGGUUUUUGUAAGGCUGCAAUAAACGCUGUAACAGA